Messenger RNA from Cajanus cajan (pigeon pea), 2494 nucleotides. Its product is annotated as putative membrane protein At3g27390. The record is from RefSeq and is a predicted model, not a curated record. Lineage: Eukaryota; Viridiplantae; Streptophyta; Magnoliopsida; Fabales; Fabaceae.
UCCUAGAUAAUAGAAGCAACCAGCCAACAAGCAAGGGAGAGGGGAAUGAUGGAGAUGAAUCAGAAUAUUAGGAGGAUAUGGCUAAGCAUCAUGUGAUGCCUGAUUCUUUUUAUGUGAUGUAAAGUACAAACUGCUUCAUUCGUAUUCUUAUGAUUUUUUUGACUUAACAAAUCUAUCUGCGGUGCCAGAUAAGUCACAUUCCACUUGUACCCUCUUCGACAAAGUUAAAUUUUUUAACGUUAUGAAGUUGGAGCAACCAACAAAAUGGUGGUUAAGGAAGAUUCACUUGCUUUUCUAUUUCUGUGGCCAUUAUUAGGAGCAGAAUAAAGGAAAAGAGUGAAGGUUGAAGGGAUAAAAAAGAUGGUUUUUUUUCUACUUGAGGGCGGUGACUUGGGAACUUAAAGUAUGAUGAGUCUGUAGAGUUCUUUUGCAGAGAUCUGAGAGAAUGGAACCUCCUACGGGAAUUUGUGCUUCUUUGUGGAGUUUCAUACGCUUUCUUCCUUAUUUCAUCGGGCUUCUGCUUCUAGGGAGCAUCAAAGGAGUCCUUCUCUUCCCUUUGAUAUGCUUAAUAGUGACAAUUGGGAACACUGUGAUCAUACUCGGACUUUGGACAGCACAUGUUGUUUGGACAUAUUACUGCGUUGUUAGAGCUAAACAAUUAGGACCUCUUCUGAAGAUUGUUAUCUGCCUAUGUGUACUACCAGUGCUGUUGAUUUCAUGGCCGUUGGUUGGUAUUCUUGGAAGUAUUGUAGGUGGUGCAGCCUACGGAUUUCUUUCACCAAUAUUUGCUACUUUUGAAGCUGUAGAGGAAGGAAAAGACGACAAGUUUUUCCACUGUUUUAUUGAUGGUACAUGGAGUACUGUUGAAAAAAGCUGCAUGGUUGUCAGGGAUGUAAGAGAUGUUUGUUUUCACUCAUACUUCUCAGUUAUGGAUGACCUGCGACAAAAAGGACCUCCAAAUGCUAAAUACUAUGAGAUCAGGCUGCUUUAUCUUCCUGGUGCUUUAAUUGCUGCAGCUAUUGGAAUCAUGGUUGAUGGGCUAAUUAUAUCAUUUGUUGCCAUAUGCAAAGGCCCAUACAUGCUUUUUAAGGGGUGGCAUAGAUUGUUUCAUGACCUCAUUGGCCGCGAAGGCCCUUUCCUGGAGACUAUAUGUGUACCCUUUGCAGGUCUUGCUAUCCUUCUGUGGCCACUGGCUGUUGCUGGUGCAGUUCUGGCAUCAAUGUUAGCAAGUUUCUUUCUUGGUGCCUAUGCAGGGAUUGUUGCUUAUCAGGAGUCUUCUUUCUUUUUCGGCCUUUCAUAUGUUGUUGCUGCUUUGGCCAUUUAUGAUGAAUACAGCAAUGAUAUUCUUGACAUGCCAGAAGGAACAUGUUUCCCUAGGCCUCAAUAUCAAAAAAAAGCUGAUUCAUCUCAAAGAACUUCUCAUUCAAAUUCCAUCUCAAGACCAAGCUCCUUCCGGAUGGCUCCUUCUCGCACAUCUUCCAUGAAUAAUAAUAUUGUCGAGUUGAAAUCAUUCGAGCUGUUGGAUGGCUUAUUCAAGGAAUGUUGCCGUGUUGGAGAAAGAAUGGUUUCUGAAGGUAUAAUUACAGGAAAAGACAUAGAAGAAGCCAAAUCUGGUAAUGGAAAUAGAGUUAUUAGUAUUGGUUUGCCAGCAUAUUGCUUAUUCCACGGUCUCUUGCGCUCUGCCAAAUUCAAUUCCAUGGGUAUAUUAAUUAGUGAUGAUACUGAACUAACUACCACAAACAGACCAAGGGAGAUAUUUUUUGAAUGGUUCCUUAAUCCCCUUUUGAUCAUGAAAGAGCAAAUCAAAGCUGAGAAUCUUUCUGCCUCAGAAGAGGACUACCUCGGCAAAUUAGUUCUCUUAAGUGGUGAUGCUGAGAGAUUGAAAAAAUCAAGCAUUGGCCCUGCCCCUGAAUCCGAGGUCAAACGUGCGGAACUUGAUGCAUUGGCUAGAAGGCUGCAAGGGAUCACCAAAUCCAUGUCAAGGUUCCCAACCUUCAAACGACGCUUAGAUGAUCUUGUAAAAUCGUUAUCCAAUGAUCUGACUGAGAAGCAUGGAGGUCCAAGUCCAACAAUGACCAGAUCAAAGAGUGCCUUUGCUCGGUUGGUUACUUUUAAAUCUUUCAAGGGUACAAGAACUAACGGGUCUGGUCAAGGGUCACAACAUCAUGUUGUAAGAGACAUCGAAAAUUAAUGAUAAGAAUACCGUUAUAUAUUUUUAACACCCCAAAAGAAAAAUUAUGUCGUAGAUGUAAUCUUCAGUCCAUUUUGGAUAGAAAAUUGAAGUGUAAUUGACAAAUAAAAUGUAAUAUCUCACCUUGUUAUAAGCAUAUUUGAGAAAGACGUAGCCUCAGAAAAGAUCAAGUUGUGGAUCUCAUGUUACAUUUUCAUUAUGUCGACUUGCUAUACUUCUCUCGAGAUCAAUGACUCUGAUGGGAAACCUGCCUAGAAUUGAUCUGUUACCUUUAGCAUUAAUUGAAGUGCACAUUUUCCCCAA